Myzus persicae (green peach aphid) is the source of this 1824-nucleotide messenger RNA. RefSeq lists its product as uncharacterized. Gene Ontology annotation, molecular function: nucleic acid binding. The coding region runs from base 1 to 1824 and encodes 607 amino acids. Gene Ontology annotation, biological process: DNA integration. The record is from RefSeq and is a predicted model, not a curated record. Lineage: Eukaryota; Metazoa; Arthropoda; Insecta; Hemiptera; Aphididae. The transcript has a single exon.
AUGGAUAAAACUAGAGCGCGCCACGUAUUUGAUCGCUCCGUUUUAUCUCAUUACAGGCUUAACAAGAUAAGUGAACUUCUGCCCUCAGUUCAGUGGCGAUACGUACCAUCAAUGCAAAAUCCAGCUGAUUGUGUGUCCCGUGGCUUACUUCCUACCGAGGCAUUAGAACACAGUUUAUACUGGGAUGGUCCGUCUUUCGUACAACAGUCACCUGAUACUUGGAAAUCACCACAGUAUGAAAAAAUUCCCGUCGCUGAACUACCUGAACAGAAAACCGUGGCAGAGACUCUGCACGUUAUUGUUACACCAACAACGAACGACGACUGGAUUGAAAACUUUUCAUCAUUGACUCGUCUAAAGAGAGUUGUUGCUUACAUGAGACGUUUCAUCGUCAAGGUUCAUUACAAGUCACUCCAGCGAAAGCCCACACAUCAAUGUGACGAGCAUCCACCCAUGUUUACAGGAUUCCUUCGAUAUGAAGAACUUCGCGAUGCCUUAAAGACGCUAGUCCAAAUAACGCAACGCACCCACUUUCCACAGUUAAUCAAGCUUAUUUCAUCGUCGUCAUCGUCAAUUAAACCUCGUUCGAUAGCUUGUCUCACCCCGUUCAUUGACGCAUCUGGAAUCAUACGCGUGGGUGGACGAUUGCGCCGUUCAACCGCACCGGAAGACUUCAAAUAUCCAGUGUUAAUGCCAAAAUCAAGCGCUUUAACGUUACUGUUGAUCCGAUAUUAUCAUAUAACUGGUAUGCACGCUGGGCCUCAGCUUGUGGCAUCCUUGUUGUCUUCUCAAUUUUGGAUUGUGUCAAGUCGCUCAGUUAUUCGUCACAUUAUUUUCAAAUGUGUUACCUGUACACGACAUCGAGCGUUAACCGUCAAAACGUUAAUGGGCGAUCUUCCUUCCUCACGAGUAUGUCCAUCGAGACCUUUCUCUAAUGUCGGUGUAGAUUAUGCAGGACCAUUGUUGAUCAAGGAAAGCAGACGUCGGAACGCCCGAUCUACAAAAUGUUAUGUGGCGAUCUUCAUCUGCAUGGCCGUGAAAGCGGUGCACAUCGAAGUGGUCUCGGAUCUAACAACUUCAGCAUUCCUGGCGUCAUUGCAGCGUUUCAUUGCUCGCCGAGGAAUACCUUUGGAAAUAUACUCAGACUGUGGUACCAAUUUCCAAGGUGCCGCAUCUGAAUUGCGUCGGUUGUGGUCAGAUCCUGAAGCACAAAACAGUGUCUCAAACGCUGUGCCGUGUAGGUGGCACUUCAACCCACCGGCUGCUCCCCACUUCGGGGGACUGUGGGAGGCAGCUGUUAAAUCCAUGAAAACCCACCUGAAACGAGUAAUUGGCACCCAAUUGUUAACUUUUGAGGAGAUGUGCACCAUAACUCAACGAAUAGAAGCCAUACUGAACUCACGACCAAUUACACCCCUUUCGUCAGAUCCGAAUGAUUUACGAGUGCUAACACCAGGUCACUUCCUCACAGGUGCACCUCUCGUCACGCUGCCUGAUCCCGAUGUGAAGCAGAUUCCGAUGAACCGUCUCAACCGAUGGCAGCUGUUGGAUCAAUUUCACCAAUCGUUGUGGAAACGUUGGUCUUCGGAAUACUUGCGAUCAUUGCAAGUCCGAUCGAAAUGGCACCACCCGCAACCUAAUGUCACAGUUGGUGACCUUGUGCUAGUGCAGGCACCCAAUUUGCCACCCACACUCUGGAAAAUGGGACGGGUCGAAGCCGUUCAUCCCGGUGAAGAUGGAGUGGUGAGGGUAGUAACUCUCCGUACCAGUGACGGCACCCUCAAGCGGCCCGUGGUCAAGUUAGCUCGUCUUCCAAUCAAUUAA